AAAGAUUACCCCUGCCCAGAGUGUGACAAAUGCUUUUCCAUGCCGCUGGAACUGGCGCGGCACCAACGUAGUCACCUGCCCAGGAAGAAGUUUGUGUGUGCGGCGUGCGGGAAACACUUCAGCAGCAAGUCAGACCUGAGCCGCCAUCAGAGGAUUCACACCGGGGAGAAACCCUUCAUGUGCUUCGAGUGCGGGAAAUGCUUCAGCAAAAAAUCUGAUGUCCUCCGCCAUGAGAAGAUCCACAGCGGGGAGAAACCCUUCUCCUGCCCGCAGUGUGGGAAAUGUUUCAGCCGCGACUCGCACCUCAGCCGCCAUCAGAGGACUCACACAGCAGAGAAGACAUUCACCUGCUCCGAAUGCGGAAAAGUCUUUUCACGGGAAAUGCAGCUCCAGCGCCACGUGCGAGUCCACACCGGGGAGAAACCUUUCUCCUGCUCGGAAUGCGGCAAAUGUUUCCGCAAGAAGUCCGACGUGUCGCGGCACGAGAAGAUUCACACUGGAGAGAAACCCUUUGUGUGUUCCGAGUGCGGGAAACGAUUCAGCCGCCAUUCGCACCUGGUCAUCCAUCGGCGCGUCCACACUGGAGAGAAAACCUUUUCAUGUUCGGAGUGCGGCAAAUAUUUCACACAGUACUCCACGCUCAUCUCCCACCGGCGCAUUCACACCGGGGAAAAACCAUUUGCUUGCAGCGAGUGUGGGAAAUGCUUUGCACAGAAGAGAGACCUCAACAAGCACAUGACCCAGCACACCGGCGUGAAGCCGUAUCCGUGUUCAGAGUGCGGGAAAAGCUUUGUGCUGAAAUAUGAACUGCGCAAACACCUUCGUAUCCACACCGAGGAGAAACACUUUGUCUGCACCGAAUGCGGCAAAUGCUUCAUCACCAAAUCUGACCUGGUCCGUCACCAGCGCAUUCAUACUGGAGAGAAGCCCUUUGCCUGCUCAGAGUGUGGGAAAUGCUUUAGCAGGUACACCUAUCUCGGCAUCCACCAACGCGUUCAUACCGGAGAGCGGCCCUUCGUCUGCUCGGAAUGCGGCAAAUGCUUCAGCCAGAGGACGGCACUGGCAGCACAUAGCAGGACACAUACCGGAGGCCGACCCUUUGCCUGCUCGGAAUGCGGCAAAUGUUUCAGCAAGAAGUCUGAUCUCCUCCGCCACCAACGCAUUCACACCGGAGAGAAACCCUUCACCUGUCCCGAGUGCAGCAAAUCCUUCAGCCGGCACACCUAUCUAAUGAUCCACAAGAGAAUCCACACCGGAGAGAAACCCUUCCUAUGCUCUGAGUGUGGAAAACAUUUCACCUAUCGGUCUCACCUAACCCGACAUCAGAGGAUCCACGCCGAGGAAUCCCUCUCUGAAUGUGAAUAG
Messenger RNA from Nanorana parkeri, 1365 nucleotides. RefSeq names its product gastrula zinc finger protein XlCGF26.1-like. NCBI's taxonomy places the organism in Eukaryota, Metazoa, Chordata, Amphibia, Anura, Dicroglossidae. The record is from RefSeq and is a predicted model, not a curated record. Gene Ontology annotation, biological process: regulation of transcription by RNA polymerase II. The transcript has a single exon. Bases 40 to 1365 code for a protein of 441 amino acids. Gene Ontology annotation, molecular function: RNA polymerase II cis-regulatory region sequence-specific DNA binding; DNA-binding transcription factor activity.